AUGCCUGUAUUCAUUAAUCAAUUCUAUCAGAAACUGAACGUAGCAUUGAAAAAUUACAAUUUAUUUCCAUCAAUUCCACCAACAAUCGAUGAAUAUCAACUUCAAAAUCAGCGAAUCUCUACUAGAUUAUUUAUCGUUCUCCUAGCAUCUUCAUUACUAAUUCUAGUUCUCUAUACUUCACUAAUCAAUAUCACACAAACUGUCACUAUCAAUCAACCAACACUUACAAAAUAUGUGGAACUUUCUUCCUUACAUUCGCAAACAUUAACAUGUGAUUGUCAACAAAUAUCUAUUAACUAUCAAACUUUUCUCCAAAUCAAAUACACGUUUCAUCAAAUAUGUAAUAGUAUUUUUAUCACUCAAAAUUGGUUUGACUUUCUUUCCGGCGGUCACCCAAAUGAAACAUUAAAUAGCCGGGAUUUUCGAAAAGGUGGCACAUCGAUGUUUCAAUCAUUGAGUGCAUUCUGUAACUUAGUCCAACAAACAAUUAACAACCGUUUAAUUCAGUUCUAUUCUACACAAUAUGUAAGUUCAUCAGUUGUACCUUCAGAAACAUUCUCGCUUCAAGUUGACUCAUUCAUUUCUCAAUUUAUUUCUUCGAUGACAAAUGACUUUUUGUUAUCACUUUCAUCAAUACGGCAAAUGAUACAGAGUAAUGCUUUACUCUCUGGACUACUUACUAAUUAUAAUCUGUAUGAAUAUUCUUCCAUUCUUUUCGUAUAUUCAUCUGCAAGGUGGUUUGGUAAUUGUUCAUGUGCAACAUCAGCGAAAUGUGUCUAUCAGGCUGCAUUUUACAACUCGAUAGGUUCAUUCUUACUCAAUGUACCUGGUAUGUACUCCGGAUGUUAUAUUGUGGAAUCGUUACUUCAAUCUGAUCUUCGAUGUUUGUAUAAUCAAUCAUGUUUAAGUAAGAUCCAAUCAUAUUUCUAUGGGAGUACACUAAUGAAUAUUACAGCCCUGAAUGAAUCAUUGUUGAUGGAGUUCCAUGUAGAUUCCACUAUCGAAGUUAUACUUAACAAAUUAAUGGUUGAGAAAUGGGAUUGGUUAAUAAUAUAUGAAAACUAUUAUAAUGAAUGUGCAACAUCUCGAUGUAGUUAUACGUAUGAAACAAAGAAUAGACCGAUUUAUAUAGUGACGACAAUUAUCGGAUUAGUUGGUGGUUUAAUCACUGUUCUUAGAUUAUUCGUACCACGAGUGGUUAAUAUUAUAAGACGUAAGAAGCAAAUGACAAGAGCCGAAAUAGAAGAACAACAAAGACGUGGUUUUGCUGAGAAACUAAAAGAGUAUUUAUCAACAUACAACAUAUUUCCAUCAAUUCCACCGACAAAUGACCAACAUCAGCUUAAAAUUGAACGGAUCUCUACUAGAUUAUUUAUCGUUCUCCUAGCAUCUUCAUUACUAAUUCUAGUUCUCUAUACUUCACUAAUCAAUAUCACACAAACUGUCACUAUCAAUCAACCAACACUUACAAAAUAUGUGGAACUUUCUUCCUUACAUUCGCAAACAUUAACAUGUGAUUGUCAACAAAUAUCUAUUAACUAUCAAACUUUUCUCCAAAUCAAAUACACGUUUCAUCAAAUAUGUAAUAGUAUUUUUAUCACUCAAAAUUGGUUUGACUUUCUUUCCGGCGGUCACCCAAAUGAAACAUUAAAUAGCCGGGAUUUUCGAAAAGGUGGCACAUCGAUGUUUCAAUCAUUGAGUGCAUUCUGUAACUUAGUCCAACAAACAAUUAACAACCGUUUAAUUCAGUUCUAUUCUACACAAUAUGUAAGUUCAUCAGUUGUACCUUCAGAAACAUUCUCGCUUCAAGUUGACUCAUUCAUUUCUCAAUUUAUUUCUUCGAUGACAAAUGACUUUUUGUUAUCACUUUCAUCAAUACGGCAAAUGAUACAGAGUAAUGCUUUACUCUCUGGACUACUUACUAAUUAUAAUCUGUAUGAAUAUUCUUCCAUUCUUUUCGUAUAUUCAUCUGCAAGGUGGUUUGGUAAUUGUUCAUGUGCAACAUCAGCGAAAUGUGUCUAUCAGGCUGCAUUUUACAACUCGAUAGGUUCAUUCUUACUCAAUGUACCUGGUAUGUACUCCGGAUGUUAUAUUGUGGAAUCGUUACUUCAAUCUGAUCUUCGAUGUUUGUAUAAUCAAUCAUGUUUAAGUAAGAUCCAAUCAUAUUUCUAUGGGAGUACACUAAUGAAUAUUACAGCCCUGAAUGAAUCAUUGUUGAUGGAGUUCCAUGUAGAUUCCACUAUCGAAGUUAUACUUAACAAAUUAAUGGUUGAGAAAUGGGAUUGGUUAAUAAUAUAUGAAAACUAUUAUAAUGAAUGUGCAGCAUCUCGAUGUAGUUAUACGUAUGAGACAAAGAAUAGACCGAUUUAUAUAGUGACGACAAUUAUCGGAUUAGUUGGUGGUUUGAUGACUGUUCUUAAAUUGGUUAUACCAAGAGUAGUGGAAUUCGUUUCUUAUUAUAUUCGGAAAUAUAGAAUGAAUCGAAAUAGAAUAGUUCCAACUGUUGAAAGUUGA
Adineta ricciae is the source of this 2514-nucleotide messenger RNA. The record is from the annotation of a GenBank genome assembly. NCBI's taxonomy places the organism in Eukaryota, Metazoa, Rotifera, Eurotatoria, Adinetida, Adinetidae.